Molecule: messenger RNA, 216 nt
Organism: Phialemonium atrogriseum
Lineage: Eukaryota; Fungi; Ascomycota; Sordariomycetes; Cephalothecales; Cephalothecaceae
Exons: 1
Coding region: 1-216 (71 amino acids)
Source: RefSeq, a predicted model, not a curated record
AUGGGCCAAUUCGACUGGUUUCGAUCCAUCGGCGCGACGCCCCAGGCCGUUGCCGUCCUCAACGACCAGCCCAUCCUGGUCUACAUCCUCCUCGCCGUCCUCGUCACCCUGAUCGGCGAGGUCGUCCUCAUAUGGUUCAUCCACUACGCCACAAUGAAGCCCGAACAGAAGAAGAAGAAGGUCGACGACAAGAAGAAGCCGCCCGCUAGGAAAUAG